UUCUCUAGUGGACACGCCCCCAAAGCGCGACAGCCGUACCUGGUGCUUGGCAACUAAAUCCUGCUGAUAGAAAAUAGUGACCGUAGUCAGUAUUUGGGACUUAAAAUAUUCAGUCUAACGGCACUGAUGUCAGUGCUGAACUGAGGAAAAGCGAGACACACCCUGCUCCAGUGCUGUCGUCACUCGUCACAGCUUCCACAGAAGCUCCUUCCGUCCCUCACCUCUCUACUGAGCAGGUCCUCAUCAGUCGUGAUGUCUUCCAAGCAAGUCUCCUGAUAGGAAAGCGUGGUGAGCUCCCGAAAAAUAAAGCCCUCACAUCUGUGUCUGUUUAAGAUGGCAGCACAUACCUUAACAGUCUGAACCGUCUCCACACCAUCAACCAAACAAAGAAGUAAAAGUGUCGCUUUGGGAACCAGGCAGACCAUUUCCUGGGUUCUCUGGCUUUUGCGAAGAUGUUAAACCGAACACUGGCAGUCCCUCCGUGGAUUGUUUACCGGCAUCACAGCUCGCCUGCCACUAAUGUCCAUGUUCCAUACAGCGAGUUCUUCAAACUUGAGGCCUUGUCGGCCUACCAUCGCGUGGUAGCUUUGGAAGUCUUCAUGAUGGAGCUUGCUGACAAACACUGGCCUGUAGGACAGAGGAAAGCAUACUGCUUUGAUGCAGCAGCUCAACGGAGUGCAGAUGGACGAUCCUGUCCCAUGAAGGAUGGUAAUCCAUUCGGUCCGUUCUGGGACUAUGUUCGCGUGGAAUUUGACGAGUCUGUGUUAUUUGGUGGUAUUUCCUUCAGUGCAUACCACCAGCAGCAGUGGAUGGAGAAGUUCCCACCCAACAAGCACCCAGUCUUGGCCCUGCCUGGAGCUCCUGCCCAGUUCCCAGUGGUGGAGGAGCACGUUAGCCUGCAGCGUUACGUAGUUUGGUCUGACAAGAUGGUGGCAGAGGGACAGGAACACAUCGCUGCCCUCCUGACUCGGCCCUAUGUUGGCAUUCACUUGAGGAUUGGCAGUGACUGGCAAAACGCCUGCAAAUUGCUGAAGAGCGGCGAUGCGGGGCCCCAUUUCAUGGCCUCCCCUCAGUGUGUGGGCUACAAGCGGCAGACGGCGCUGCCCCUCACCAUGACCAUGUGCCUGCCUGACUUGGCCGAGAUCCGCAGGGCCGUAAAGCUGUGGGUGGAAAGGACUUCGGCUCGCUCGGUCUACAUCGCCACCGACUCGGAAUCCCACCGCAGCGAUAUUGAGAAGCUCUUCAAGGGAAAGGUCAAAGUGGUGAGUCUGCGGCCUGACUCUCCCCAAGUGGAUCUAUACAUUUUAGGCCAAGCGGACCACUUUAUUGGGAACUGCGUCUCAUCGUUUACUGCCUUUGUGAAGAGAGAAAGGGAUGUGCACAAACUUCCCUCCUCCUUUUUUGGCAUGGACCAAUCUGGGCAUGGUGAACCAGUCUGCACCAGUACUCAAUCUGCAUCAGAAGUGCUACGGCAACACCACUUGGACGAACAAUAUUGCGGAAAUCCAGAACUGCCUCUGUCCUCGAGCUGCAGCAAAGAUGUGAACUAAAUCCACCCGUAUUUAAAAAAAAAAAAACUGCAGAGAAAUAAAAGGGAAAACUACUCUCAAUAGACACUACACAGGGGAACAUUGCUACGCGGUCAAUACAAACGGUCACAACAGAAGUAAACCCAAAGAUAAAUAUGACGCAAAUGGUGCGCCUGUUUUUGAAGUGGAUCUACCACGCGCUCGGUUGAGCAUUCAAUAAGAGCUCAACAAUAGCUUGACACUUUAAACUAGUGAUUCCCAGCCGCUGCACCGCGGUGAAAGAGCGUCACACUUUAAAAAAAAAAGAUCCACUUUUCACUCAAUUGGUCUGAAAAGUAUUCACACAUUCCAAAUAAUGUGUCAGUGUUCCGCUAGCUGUGUGUGUCAUUAGCAUUUUGCGACAGACAGAGCAAUUACAUGCGCUUCCUCUAGAUGGCAGAGAAUAGAAUUAACCUGCGGAUCCACAUGUUGCCAUUCAUUCAACAGAAUAGUUUGAAGCAGGGGCAUCCAAAUUUUUUGCUUCGGCCUCCGAAGCUAUUAGGAAAAAAUCGAAAGUGGUAGGAGUCAUUUUGAUAUUGUCGUAAAAUAUUAAACCAUUAAUACAAUGAAUGAAACGAUUGUGUAUUAUAGUUAUUUUAGCGUGUUUGUUGUUGUUGUUGUUUGCUUUUGUUUAGUUAUUUUAACACCUGUUAAAGGUGUCAAGACCCACAUCCCAGAGGAACUGUUUACAUUCAGAACCAAAUCAAAAAAAAUUGGGAAUAAAAUGACAAUUUUUAAAUGAG
Hippocampus zosterae (dwarf seahorse) is the source of this 2311-nucleotide messenger RNA. RefSeq names its product protein O-fucosyltransferase 1 (gene pofut1). Gene Ontology annotation, molecular function: peptide-O-fucosyltransferase activity. The transcript is spliced from 10 exons. Gene Ontology annotation, biological process: Notch signaling pathway; protein O-linked glycosylation via fucose; regulation of Notch signaling pathway. Bases 453 to 1550 code for a protein of 365 amino acids. The record is from RefSeq and is a predicted model, not a curated record. Gene Ontology annotation, cellular component: endoplasmic reticulum. NCBI's taxonomy places the organism in Eukaryota, Metazoa, Chordata, Actinopteri, Syngnathiformes, Syngnathidae.